AACGGCACGCCGUAGGCGCUGUAGUCGCCACUCGCCAUGGAGAUGGGGGUGGCCGAGUCGAUCAUGCCGGCGGAGCCAUACACGUGUGGCCAGCCGGUGCCCAGCGAGCUGCCCAUGGUAGUCAACUGGUUGGGGAGCGGGUAGGCAGCGGGCACCGGCUGCAUGGCGGAGAAGGCCAGCCCCCCAGGCAUCUUGUAUUCCCGCGCGAUGAUGUUCUCGAUGGCGAAGGGGUGCUUGAAGCCCGAGGGCUGCGCCACGCCGCCCAAGUUGUAGGCGGCGGCGGGCAUCUGUGGCAGGUGCGUGCCCGAGGCCGCCAGCGCGCUGAGCCGCAGCUUGGCCUGCUGCUGCAGGUACUGCGCCGCGUCGGCUGGCUUGCUGGGCGCCAGGUGGUCGGACUUAAGCACCUUGAAGCGCUUGCGGCGCCGCAGGAAGCUGCCGUUCUCGAACAUGUCCCCGCAGCUUGGGUGCAGCGCCCAGAAGCUGCCCUUGCCUGGCUGGUCCGGCCGCCGCGGGAUCUUGAUGAAGCAGUCGUUGAAGGAGAGGUUGUGGCGCAGACUGUUCUGCCAGCGCUGCGUGUUCUCCCUGUAGUAGGGGAAGCGGUCCAUGAUGAACUUGUAGAUCUCGCUCAGCGGCAGCAUCUUCUCGGGAGAGCUCUGGAUGGCCAUAGCGGUCAGCGAGAUGUACGAGUAGGGCGGCUUCUGGUCGCUGUACGUGUUGCGGCCGGGCCGAGGCAUCUUCUUCCUCGCCCUCUUCUUGCUCUGGGUCCGCGCGGGCCGGCGGACUGCUCGGAUCUGGGAAGGGGGAGGGGGGUAAUAGGGAAAGGUAGCAUGGAUGCACAGAGACACCGGCGGGGUCAGCCAGACCGAGUAACAGACUUCGGGGCUCGGGGGUGGGGCCUGCGGCGCUCGAUCAGCCAGCGCCCGGACUCUUUCGCCAGCAACUUUGCGGGCUUAGUGGGCGCGGGAGGGGAAGCCGGCGAACGGCGCGAGGAUAGCCGGGAAGUAAGUCGGUACUGGGGCCAGAACAGGGGGCAGGGACGGAACAGAGAGCUGCUCACCUUAAAGUUGCUUCAAGUUGCGCGUCCGCAUCCGGGAGGGCGCCGCUGCGCGCCGCUUCUCUCUCGGCGCGCACUCGACGCGCACUCCGCGCGCAGCGUCCGGGUCCGGUUGGACUCGGCGCGAACCUGGGCUCUUGAGCUCAGCCCCGCAGCGUCCCGUGCCGCCCGGUCCGCGACGCUCCUGGAGCGUCCUGCGGGCGGCCGAGCUCGGCUGCGGAGUCCCGGCGCGGAUGGUGGCAGCGACGUGUUAGGGCUCCGGAGGGCGCUGCUGUGGGCUCCGCGUCUCCGCUGAGCUAGGUGGCUGCCUCCAUGUCCUCCCUCGAACCAUCUGAUAGUUUUAAGCGGUGACAGGAGCAGAAAAGACCCCUGUAGCGGCGCUUCAUUAAUGUGCCACUUCUUAGCUAUCAUAUGACAAUCGCCUUGGGAGGAGGAGGAAGAGGAGGGGGAGCGGGGGCUGCAGAGGGAGGGGACUGAGCGAGAAGGGAGAGCCCGGCCAGCUCUGGUUUCUUUCACACCUAUUUACAUGGACACCUUGGCCAAUAGGAAUCACUUCCAGCUCAAGACUGGGCGAGGGGGAAGAGCCUCGGCCACUGGGCAGGCAGCUGGACGCGCCGGCCGGUGUGCGCCGUGUGAAGGUAUGAGGAAGCGGCCGCCGCGGAGGAGGGAGCCAGGCGACCACUCACGUUCACAGAUGGAGCAGCCGCGCAGAUGAUGUUUGACAUGGAAAUUGCUUGGCUGGGGUAUUCUGUUUCCUCUGCGUUGUAUCCGGUUUGUAUCGUUAGGUACCUUUAGGCACGGCUUUCCCCUGAAGCCGACCCUUUUCCUGGGCUUAGCACUACCCGGGGUUGGUUGCAUGGGUUAUAAUAAUGAAAACACACCCUUGCCCCCCAGUCCCCGGAGAGUUAGGUUGAAAUUUGACUUGACUUUCCUAUGCAGCUGCUUCAGCUUUGUAUAGUUAGUGUGUAGCUUUGAAAAAGUGAUGGGGUUUACAAAUACUUUCAAAAUGUGAUUGGACAUCCCCAUGUAAGAACCCAUUUUGAAUGUAACUGUAUUGACCAAAUUUUUUAAAAUUAAAAUAGUGUAUCUGG
Pan troglodytes (chimpanzee) is the source of this 2145-nucleotide messenger RNA. RefSeq lists its product as hypothetical. The transcript has a single exon. NCBI's taxonomy places the organism in Eukaryota, Metazoa, Chordata, Mammalia, Primates, Hominidae. The record is from RefSeq and is marked predicted. The coding region runs from base 828 to 1349 and encodes 173 amino acids.